Molecule: messenger RNA, 577 nt
Organism: Meloidogyne enterolobii
Lineage: Eukaryota; Metazoa; Nematoda; Chromadorea; Rhabditida; Meloidogynidae
Source: the annotation of a GenBank genome assembly
AUGGUUUUUAAAUGUUAUCGUUGUAGUAUUUGCCACUCUCGUUUGCAGUUUGACAAUGUUUUUACUUUGAAAAAUUGUAACCAUACUUACCAUCAAGAUUGUAUUACUCGAUGGAUUACUGGGUCACAAACUUGUCCUCGAUGCCAAGUUCAUGCUACUUUGACUGAUAUUAAAAAAAUAUUUUUCGACGAAGGAGGUGAUGAACAGGACUCUGAUGAUGAAAUGAUUCAAGGUUCAAGUAACGUGACUACACAAAGCCGCGCUCCUACUACUCAAGGAAUAAUACAAGUAAUUGUUAAGGACACCUAUCGAGAUAGUAAAAUGGCUAUUCAAAUGCAACCAAACGAUACUAUUUUGGCUUUGAAGAAUAAAAUUGCUGAACGUAAUGGUGUAUCAACGGAUACACAGCGUUUGGUUUUUCGUGGUCAACAACUCGAGAACAAUUAUACACUCAGUCAUUAUAAUAUUGUCGACAACACAAGUGUUGAUUUGGUUAUGCGUUGUCAAGGUGGUGAAAUGUAAUGGGGAAAUAAAUAAAUGGAAAUUGAUGUUAAUUAAUUUUGUUAAUUUAAAUAUG